Molecule: messenger RNA, 987 nt
Organism: Aphanomyces astaci
Lineage: Eukaryota; Oomycota; Saprolegniomycetes; Saprolegniales; Verrucalvaceae
Exons: 1
Cellular component (GO): cytosol
Molecular function (GO): aldose reductase (NADPH) activity
Source: RefSeq, a predicted model, not a curated record
GGCAUGGUGGCUUGGUCAGGAGUGACAUAUUUCAUCUCUGUGGUUGCCGCCGCCACGCAACAAGACGAAUCGUGCGCCAUGUCGCUUUCAAUGCCAAAGAUCAUGUACGGAACUGCGUGGAAGAAGGAACGCACGGCAGAACUAGUGGUCCAGGCGGUGCAAGCUGGGUUUCGAGGCAUCGACACGGCGUGUCAGCCCAAGCACUACUUUGAACAGGGUGUUGGGGACGCGUUAGCACAACUGUACGCGUCGGGCAAGGUGACUCGAGACCAAAUCUUCCUCCAGACCAAAUUCACGUCGUUGAACGGACAAGAUGUCAAGCAGCCCCUGCCGUACGACUCGACUGCGCCGCUCGGCGAACAAGUACACCAGUCGUUUGCUACCUCCAUGCGCAAUUUGCAAACAACCUACGUGGACUCGUUGGUGCUCCAUGGCCCACUGUCGACCCACGAGCAGACCAUGGAAGUGUGGCGAGCCAUGGAGCAGCUCCAUCGCGACGGGAAAGCGCGGCGAAUCGGCAUCUCUAACAUGUACUCCCCCCAGGAAUUCUCCCGACUUUUCCACGAGGCCAGUGUGCCGCCGUCGGUGCUCCAGAAUCGUUUCUAUGCCGACACAGGGUACGAUACUGAGUUGCGCCAAUUUUGUCGCGAACACAACGUCCAGUACCAGAGCUUCUGGACGCUGACAGGCAACCCCAAGCUCGUGCACGGACCGCAAGUCGCAGCCAUUGCUGCCCGCGUAGGCGCUACACACGAACAAGUAUGGUAUCGAUUCGUGAUGGCUUUAGGUAUUGUGCCAUUGUCCGGUACCACCAGCAAACAGCACAUGGCCGAAGACGUCGCUGUGGAACUGGUGUCGCUCACCAAGGACGACGUCACCACGUUGGCCCGCCUUAUCGGUGACGAGUUGUGAGAAACGUGAUGCUUGGUGCAGUGUAAUAAUUCAGUAUAAGUGUGUGUUCCAACGUAACGUUAGCUUGUAGUGUGC